CCAGAGCCACCAGAACUCAGACAUAUAAAGGGAGAAGUGAAGUACUCAAGAAGAUCAGCCUAGGAAAGCUACGGUCAAGAGAGUUUGCAUUUUCAUGAUGGUAAUGCGCUCUGGUUGACCGCCAGCUCGACUACGCCCGCCACUCUUAAACCAUCAACAUGUCGGGUUCUCGCCGUUGCAUCCUCCUCUCCGGACUCACAACUUCCUCCCCCACCUACAUGUCUCCGCGCAGCUUCACAACCCUCUGCACUCUCCCUCAUCGCCGCUCCAUAUUCAGCACGCCUUCGAAAUCCGUCAUCUCUCAUACUCAAGGCUAUGUGGGGAAUUAUGAGGCCUAUGCACCGACCAAGGGACCCCUCUCGCUGUCUUCUAAGCAUGGCGUGUCAACUCUGACCCCCUCACUCUUGAAGAAGCAUCUGGAUAAGUUUGUUGUUGGACAAGAUAAGGCAAAAAAAGUCACAAGUGUAGCAAUCUACAACCAUUAUCAGCGUAUCCGGGAAAUUCGACGCCAAGAUCAUGAGGAACAAGAGAAGCGGGACCAAAGGGCGAGGCAAGAAGCAAGACAGAGAAUACCUCCUGAGUUUCUACAGCAUCCCGUAGAAAGUAUAUCCCCUUCUCCGUUCAGCCUCCCUUUCUCCCUCAGGGUUGUCUCUUUUGUCACAUGAUACUCACGUAUUUUCUUAGCUGAUUACAAUGGCCAACCUCAAACGGCCGAUCUUAAUAAACUCACCCUACCAGAAGCAGAACCAGAGUUAGAGUUAGGUUCUCGGCCGCUAGAAGAGAGCCGAAACACCAUUAUUGAGAAGUCCAAUCUUCUGCUUCUUGGUCCCUCCGGAGUGGGUAAAACCUACAUUCUGCAGACACUUUCCCGUGUGCUAGAAGUUCCUUUUGCCACUGUAGAUUGCAGCUCUCUCACCCAGGCUGGAUACAUAGGUACAGAUAUCGAGUCUGCUAUCGAACGUCUACUACUUGCCUCUUCUCAUUCUGUUCAAAAAUGCGAAAGCGGCAUCAUUUUCUUCGAUGAGCUGGACAAGCUUGCCAAACCGGCCGUUAUGACCCACGGCCGUGAUGUUUCUGGCGAAGGAGUACAACAAGGACUCCUAAAAAUGAUUGAAGGUACCACAGUUACCAUCAAUGCAAAGCCAGACGCCAAAUCGGAUGCUCAAAGCUCCUCCCGAGGGGAUAGGCUCGAACGAGGAGGUCGAGAAAUUGCAGCUCAACAAGGAAAAAGUGAACAAUUUACCAUUGAUACAACGAAUAUCCUUUUUGUAUUUGCCGGUGCCUUUGUUGGCCUUGAGAAGAUCAUCUCCAAGCGUCUUGCAACUGGAUCUUCUAUUGGAUUUGGCGCUCCCAUACGCGCACCACCGGUCCCAGCUUCUCCAAAAGCGCCACAAGACAUUCUUUCUCAGGUCAAUACCAACGAUCUCCAAUCUUAUGGACUCAUUCCAGAACUGCUAGGAAGGAUACCCAUCACAGUCUCCUUAACGCCCUUAUCCCUCCCACAACUCGUAUCCAUCCUGACCGAACCCAAGAACUCCUUAGUAAAACAGUACACCGCCCUCUUCGAAACCUUCGGCGUAAAACUCCGCUUCACAACCGCUUCCCUCCACGCAAUCGCCGAACAAGCCCUCCCACCGUCUCCAAACCCCGAUUCCAAAUCCAAAGAUACACCAGUCCCAGGAAUGGGCGUAGGAGCUCGUGGCCUCCGAGCCAUCCUUGAAUCGGUCCUGCAAGAAUGCAUGUAUGUCACCCCGGGAUCCGAUAUCAGAUUCUGUCUCAUCGACGAGCAAUUCGUCCGUGAACACUUCAAGCGAACAUCCAGCAAAACACCCGACGCUUCAGGAAAAGAACUUCUCCCUCUUUCCUGGCCUCGCUCUUGUAGUGUUUCUUUUGAGCAAGCCUAUGAAGCCGAGGAAUUGGAAUGGGACAGGAAACAGGGCCGUGAAAGUUACGUUGAGGAUAGUAGAGAUAACGGUGGUUUCGAUAAGUUGCGAGCUGGUGGGAGUUCAGGGAUGUAAGUAAGCAAGUGGGUGGAUGGUUUGUUUUAUUUUAUGGUUAACCCAGGUGCAUGCAACAAUGGAAUAAGACAGGGCAAAGUUCCCUCUAUCAAAAACCUGUCUUUUUCUCUCUCACUCACUCGAAUUUAUAGUACCGCGCUGGUAAGGGGUCUGUUUAUCUUUUAGGAUGUUCUAGGCAUUGGGCGGUGGAUUGGGGGUGUUUUGUAUGUUGGAGUAUAUAAAUUUUCUUUCAUUGGCAGACAAGCACGUUUUGUACAUACAUAGAUAGGUAGUUCAGCAUGAGGUUUCACGAUAUAACGCGAUGAAUAUCAGCAACCAUAUAA
Hymenoscyphus albidus is the source of this 2341-nucleotide messenger RNA. Lineage: Eukaryota; Fungi; Ascomycota; Leotiomycetes; Helotiales; Helotiaceae. The record is from the annotation of a GenBank genome assembly.